This is a messenger RNA of Owenia fusiformis, 1253 nucleotides long. The record is from the annotation of a GenBank genome assembly. Lineage: Eukaryota; Metazoa; Annelida; Polychaeta; Sabellida; Oweniidae.
GUUGUUCUGUCGUUAAGAAAUUGUGACAGAAUAGUAAAAAUACUGAGUGAGAGUUAUCAUCUCAACUGGGCAACGUAACAAGGUUGACGUUACGUUACGUAUCUUCGGUGAAAACGUGACGUACUAAUAUUGUUUACGUCGUAGCAGCGGUGAGGAUCUAGAAAUUUUCAAGAUAUUGUGAAUAUCAUUUGAAUAGUCGGCCAAGAUGUCUCGCACAGCGUAUCUACAAGACACUCAUUUGGUUCGAUUCAUAGAAGAGUCAUACCGUAGAGAGAGAGACGCCCGUCUAAACUGGUACAAAGAUCGCUUUGGCGAUGAGGGCAUACCUGCGACGGCCAAGGUAGACAUCGUCUUGGAUAUGGAAACACCACAAACAUCAAAGAGAUUUCAAGUUAUGAAGAAAAAGAUUGAAAACUCAACAAAACCAUUCGAUGAAAACAUAACAGUUGACAAGAGACUCACAGAAGGAAAACGAGAGCCCAGAAGCUUUGGACGUAAAAAGGCGAACUUUAAUAAAGUAAAAACAAUACAAUUAGAAUACAACGAAGACGCACCACUGAAUGAUAUGAAACCAGUAUCUGCGGAGACUAAGAAACUGUUAUAUGACGGCUUGAGUAAAGAAGGAAAAGGUACCCAUCAAUACCUCCAGAGCAGAUAUAAGAAAUAUGGACCUGAUGAGAAAUAUGACUUCCCCACUGUUAGCUCCUACGAAUACGGUUGGGGGCUGGGAGGGAAUAACGACUUUAACCAUAGACCUACACAUGGGAGACAAGGCAUUGUACAAAGUACAUUUUAUACACGGAAUAACAAUGGUUGAUCAAUGGUUGAUUUUGGAUAGCGAGAGCUCUGUGUUUUAAUACUAACUAAAGACAUGCCAAUGAUCUUUGCGAGACAACAUUUGUUCAAUUCCAAUUCAUGGAUGGCCUACUGAAUUAUGUAAAGAAAUACGUGGUGUCUUGACUGUUAUGCUGAGGAAUAUAUCAAAGUAACAUAUGUUCCGAUCAUUUGAUUAUAUCUAUUGACUCCAAUCAAUGCAAAGAUUUACCUUAAUGGUGGAAAAUUCUAUGUGCAGAAAAUAUAUAAAAAUGGCCAAAUAUAUAUUUGAGGACAUCAGUAAAUGAAUUGCCAAAAUAUACUUUACAUGUGCAAAAUAUAGCAUUAUGUUAAUAUCAGUUAUAUUACGAAUAUCAAUGUUUAGUAACAAUAACGAAUAAUACCGUAUUCAAUGAAGGGUCUAGCAACCCAUGAGUGAC